UAUAUUUUGACGAGGACGGCCAUAUUUAUUUCGGUUUUAAAAUGGCUGCCGCUGACGAAUCGCCCUUACAUGAACUAUUUCGUGAGCUAAAUGCGGAACUGACAAGCCAUUCAGACAUUAGAAAAGUCAGGAAUCUUCUCCACCGGGGACCUAGGACUGAAGAUGAUCCGGUAUUUAAAUCGGCAGAAGAAGUGUUUUUAAAUAUUGAAAAACAGGGCAGAGUUAGUAUGCGAAGUGUUGACUUGGUGUUGGAUUUGUUCCGAUGUAUGAAACGCGAAGAACUGAAAGACAAAGUUUUGGCAUUCGCGGAAAAAUACAACAUUCCGGUUCGGGAAAAGCACAAGAGAAAAAGGGUUGAGAGUCCAGACGAGGAUACAUCAGAUGAUGAAAAUGAUGCUCCUAAAAGAGUUUAUGUUGGUGAGCCAGUUCAUUUACGAUUGGUCUGCGAAUCAGAGAUCUGGUCACCUGAGAAGAAGCGACAGUUCAUUGAACUUGAACACAAGAAAAUUGAGAUGCUUAUGAAAGCGGCCGAGCGGAUCUAUCUCAUUGAUUUGGAUGAGAUUACGAAAAUAGAAAAAGGUGGUCAUACCAAGCUGCAGCUGAUGGGGGAAGCGUUUGAGUCCUUCCGCGAAACCCUGGAAGGAAUCAAUGUAGAGGAUUCUCCAAUGACUCGUCGUUGGUACUUAUGUGGUGAAAAUGAUAGCAAAGUGCCCCUGGAGAGUAGCGAUGUUGAGAGAUUACUUACGAAAUUGCGUGUCAACGACACAAUAACAACUUCAACAAGUGACGAUGGCAUGGCACUGCGUAUCUCUGCUAUGGUGAAUUCGUCCUAUCUUGAACCACUUGAGAGGUCUUCCAAGGGACUCUUCAGGUUACCAUGGAAUCAGACAAAAGAACCAGAUGAGUGAACGAUGUUUGAUGUUAUGAAUUGUUUCUACUGCUAAAUAUAUAUCAAUGGUUUUGGUGCUUGGUCUGACUAUAUUAAUUAAAAAAG
Molecule: messenger RNA, 994 nt
Organism: Saccoglossus kowalevskii
Lineage: Eukaryota; Metazoa; Hemichordata; Enteropneusta; Harrimaniidae
Biological process (GO): regulation of apoptotic process
Molecular function (GO): protein binding
Source: RefSeq, a predicted model, not a curated record